Molecule: messenger RNA, 342 nt
Organism: Geosmithia morbida
Lineage: Eukaryota; Fungi; Ascomycota; Sordariomycetes; Hypocreales; Bionectriaceae
Exons: 1
Coding region: 1-342 (113 amino acids)
Source: RefSeq, a predicted model, not a curated record
AUGAGUACUAACACCGCUAUCCCUCGCAAGACCCGUACUUCGGUGCGCUACAGCGCCUACAGCGUCGCCGCGCCCUCCUUCUCUCCCAGCGUCGGCACGUCAGAUACAGCCACAAACGAGAUCCGUGACAUCGCUACCGGUCUCGACCGCAUGGAGAACAAGGCCCUAUCCUCCCAGCGUGUCAUACUGAGCGACGAGAAGGUGGACAAUAUCAACAAGAUUGCCCUCGGCGCCAAGCUCGACCGCGCCCUCGAGCGCCGCAUGAGCGGACAGGACGCCGUCAUGCGUCCUCGUCGUAAGACAGCCUCGGUCACCGACGACAUCAACGAGAAGGCCCAAUAG